ACAAAUGACAAUGAUGACGAAAUGGGCCUGGUCAUCGCCGCAAUCUCGCCUCGUCGCUGUCGCAUCGCCGCCGGACUAAGCGUCGCAUCGCCGCAAUCAUCCUCUGUCCUUCGCCGCCGCGUCCCUCCGCCAUCCUUUGUCCUUCGUCGUCGCGUCUCUCUGCCAUCUCUCUCAGUUCGUUUGUCUCUCCAUCGUGUUCCUUCGUCGAGUUCGCCUCUCCGUCUCUAUCAGUUCGUCUUGCAUCUCUCUUCUCUUUUGUUAGGGCUAAACACAGAUGAUAGUGAUAGAGAAAGAGAAGAAAGUGAAAAGGGGGAGGGGGUCUCAAAUUUUGAAGAAAACAAAAAAAACUAAUCAAAAUGAUCUCGUUUUGGCUAACGCUGCAGAAAGGGCCGCAGGAAAUGACGGCCGAGGAUCCUGACUCUUUUGAUUGAUCCGACCCGUUUACAAAGAAAGAUAGUAAUCUACUACGAGAUUAUCCAUUCCCGCCACUGCCAUACAGGAAUGGCUCUUUCGUUCCUCUCAGUCUCAGGUCGGCCAUCGGCCUCUCUCAUCAGCUGCCUCGCCGCCCCUCCAGCUCCGCCGCCACCAAACCCUAACCCAACUGCCUUACCCUCCUUAACCUGCGCCCUUCAGUGCCCUCACUUCCAAUCGUGUUCUGGUUGCACUCAAGAGUACGAUCUCCACCGUCCGAUCAUCCUCGACGAGGCCACCGACUUCUUCAACAAACAUGGCGUAUCUGACUUCACCUUCGAUACUUGUAGACUCUGGGGAUGGAGGUGCCGCGCAAAACUCGCAGUUCGGGGCUCAUACACCGACCCUCUCAUUGGGCUCUAUCAAGAGGGUACUCAUAAUGUAGUUGAUAUUCCUGAUUGUAAAGCUCACCAUCCAAACAUUAAUGCUGCUGUUGAACUCCUAAAGCAAGGUAUUGCCGAGUUAAAAGUAGAACCAUAUGAUGAAGACCAGGGGACAGGUGAAUUGCGUUAUGUUCAGAUGGCUGUGACCACAUACAACACAUCCCUUCCUUAUGCUGAAAGAUAUAGAAAUGGAAAAGUACAGGUUGCCUUGGUUUGGAAUUCUAGAGAUGAGAACUCCCCUUCCUCGAAAAAGUUAAAUGCUUUGGCCAAUUUCUUAUGGAGAUAUGGUGGGGCAAACAGGAAAGUCCAUUUAAUUCAUUCUGUUUGGGCAAACUUCCAGACUUCAAGUAACAAUAUAAUAUUUGGGAAUAGGUGGAGGCAUCUUUUAGGGGAAAGAGACUUUUGGGAGCGUGUUGGAGGAAUCGAUGUUUCUUUGGCUCCAUCCAGCUUUGGCCAAGCAAAUACAAGGGCUUUUGAUUCUUUACUGCAAAAGUUACAGAAGUAUGUCCACUUUGGUGCAUCAGUUGCUGAUCUCUAUGCAGGAGCUGGUGUCAUUGGAUUAUCUUUAGCUGCCACAAGAAAAUGCAGAGCAGUUAAAUGCAUUGAGAUUAACAAAGAGUCAAAGCUCUCAUUUGAGAAGACAGCUGAGCACUUACCGAACUCUGUAGACAGCAGUAUCAGCUGGCACAAUGCUGACACUUCAAUUGACCCUCUUUCUUGGCUGGUGGGAUCAGAUGUUGUUGUGGUUGAUCCUCCUAGGAAAGGGCUGGACCCUUCCCUGCUUAAUGCAUUGCGAACUAUACCAUCAGUGGAGAGAAAAUUCAAGCCAUCUGAAAGCCCUUUGUUAAAGGCCAAAGAUGAAAAGAGACCAUGGGUUCUACGUGCCAAAAAAGUUUCGGUCCAGAUACAGAGCAAAACUACUCAGGAGGAAAGUCAAUCACUGCCUCAAACUCUUAUUUAUAUAAGCUGUGGAUGGGAAAGUUUCAAAGAGGAUUGCAUGUCAUUGCUGUCUAGUAAGGCAUGGCAUUUGGACAAAGCCCAUGGUUUUAAUUUCUUCCCUGGCACCCAGAGAGCCACGUUACAGAUGUUAGCAUACCUUUCGCAGAAAGCAUCGCAGCCCCUUUCUCUCUCUUCGCAAGGCCUUCGCCGGGGGUUCUCUGUUCUUGUCGUCGCACUUCGAAGCUCGACCCCUCGACUGGUACCUCUGGUUCGAUCGAUUCUGUGUGACUCUGCUUGGUAAUCUGUCUCUUCCUCUGGUUCACACGAUCAAAGCAAAGUCUGAUCUUGUGCUAGACUUCGCUCCAGACCUGGUAUUUGAAAUCGACUUCGCUUUAGACUUGGGUUUAGGUUCAGUUUCUCUCUCUCUCUCUCUCUCUCUUUGCAUUGCCUUGGUUCUCUCGCUGAUUGCUAUUUGAGGAUGAUUGGGUCACAAUGGUUAUUAUAAGUUUGGCCUCACUGAUUAUUUAAUUAUAGCAAUAGUAACUCUGGAUACUUAAUUGUGGCUCUGCUUUGACUAUACUGUGUUGCCUAAUUAUAGUAUCAUGGCUGAUGAUAAAUUGCAAGCUAUUACUACUAAAUUAGAUGGUACCAAUUAUUCUUAUUGGUCUCAUGUAAUGAAAAAUUUUAUAAUAGGUAAAGGCAUGUGGAACUAUAUUAUUGGUAUGACUAUUAGACCUAUGGAAUCUCAAGAAACUGAGGCCGAUGUUGCUAAAUGGGAUAAGGAAAAUGCACAAAUUCUUACUUGGUUUCAUAAUUCAGUUCAAACUACCAUUGGUAUGAAUUUUUUCAAAUAUUCUACUUCUAAACGAGUUUGGGACUAUUUGAAGACUAUGUACCUUGAGUCUAACUUUGCAAAACAGUAUGAACUUGAGAUGUCUAUUCGCAGUGCUAGUCAGAAAGAUAAAUCCAUUAAGGAGUUCUACAAUGAGAUGACUACUUAUUGGGAUCAGCUUGCUUUGAUGAAACCGUCCGAUUUGCAGUUACUUGACAGCUAUAUCAAGUAUCGGGAGAAACAACAUCUUGUUCAAUUUCUUAUGGCCCUUCCUGAUCAUUUUGAGCCACUUCGGGGAGCUAUUCUUCAUCGGUCUCCCUUGCCUUCUGCGGAUGGUGCUGUCCGUGAGCUUAUUGUGGAAGAAACUCGGUUUAAGGUGGCUCAUGGUACUCCUGCUUCCCAGUCAGUUUUUGCCACUCCUCCGCUCUUGCCCACCCCAUCUUCUCAUUUAUUUCAAAUUACUGGUAAGCCCUAGCCUCGAGUUUCCAUGGAUGAGUGUAGCUUCUGUCAUCAGAAAGGCCAUUGGAAACAUGCAUGUCCUAAACUUUUGCAGCCCAAGGGUCGUUCAUCUGGUUCACCAUUCGCUGAGCCGACAUUUUUAGGAUCUCGCUCAUUUGCCACAUUUUCUGCACCAGUUUCUGAGAAUGAUCCAUCUUCCAAUAUGCAGUCUAUGUUUGAGCAGUUCAAGUCUUUCAUGGUGGCCAAUCCAAAUCUUUCGUCCCAAGCCUCCGCUAUGACUACCACUCAGUUCGGUUUGUCUGGUUCAUCCUCUUCAGGACCGGGUAUCCAAGAGGCAAAUUGGGAUCGGGCGUAGAGUUGGAGAACUAUAUAUCUUGGACAACUUGCAUGUUCCGCUCGAAGUGUCUUCUCCUGCAUUGUCUUCUUUUUGUUUAAACAAUAAGUCUUCUUUGUUUUAUAUUUGGCAUUCUAGGUUAGGUCAUCUGUCGAGUGAUCGGUUGAGGAUGUUAGUUAGGUCUGGACAUUUAGGCAAUUUUUCCAUUAGUGAUAUUUCUGAGUGUCGUGUUGUAAACUGGUUAAAAUGUCUGCUCUUCCUUUUAAUAAAAGUAGUUCUAU
This is a messenger RNA of Camellia sinensis, 3699 nucleotides long. RefSeq names its product S-adenosyl-L-methionine-dependent methyltransferases superfamily protein. Gene Ontology annotation, biological process: RNA processing. NCBI's taxonomy places the organism in Eukaryota, Viridiplantae, Streptophyta, Magnoliopsida, Ericales, Theaceae. The record is from RefSeq and is a predicted model, not a curated record. Gene Ontology annotation, molecular function: RNA methyltransferase activity.